Molecule: messenger RNA, 1080 nt
Organism: Ceratotherium simum simum (southern white rhinoceros)
Lineage: Eukaryota; Metazoa; Chordata; Mammalia; Perissodactyla; Rhinocerotidae
Source: RefSeq, a predicted model, not a curated record
AUGUGGCUCUUCACAGCUCUGCUCCUUUGGGCAGACCCCACAAAGGCAGUGAUCACCUUGCAGCCUCCAUGGGUCAGUGUAUUCCAAGAUGAAAAUGUAACCUUAUGGUGUGAGGGACCCCAUCUGCCUGAGAACAGCUCUACACAGUGGUUUCUCAAUGGCACAACCAUUCAGAUCUUGACUCCCAGAUACAGAAUCGCUGCUACUAGCGUCAAUGAUGGUGGUGAAUACAGAUGCCAGACAGGUCUCUCAGUGCCAAGUGACCCUAUACAGCUGGAAAUCCACAGAGAUUGGCUACUACUCCAGGUCUCUAACAGAGUCUUCAUUGAAGGGGAACCUCUGGCCUUGAGGUGUCAUGGAUGGAAGAAUAAGCGGGUGUACAAUAUACUUUUCUAUCAAGAUGGCAAAGCCUUUAAAUUUUCUCCUUGGAAUUCUGAAUUCACCAUUCGGAAAACCAACGUGAGUCACAAUGGCAUCUAUCACUGCUCAGGCCUGGGAUUGCAUCGCUACACAUCAGCAGGAGUACCUAUCACUGUAAAAGAGCUAUUUCCAGCCCCAGUGCUGAAAGUAUCCUCAUCAUUACCGAUCCUGGAGGGGAAUCUGGUCAACCUGAGUUGUGAAACCAAGUUGCUCCUACAGAGGCCUGGUUUGCAGCUUUACUUCUCCUUCUAUGUGGACAGAAAGAUCCUGAUGAGCAGGAACACAUCCUCUGAAUACCAGAUACUAACUGCUAAAAGAGAAGAUUCUGGGCUAUACCAGUGUGAGGCUACCACAGAAGAUGGAAAUGUCAUCAAGCACAGCCCUGAGUUGGAGCUUCAAGUUCUUGGUGGGUGAGAAUGAUGGGAAUUGACUGGCACAAGAGAGGAUGCUCCCUUUUCUCCUAUGGGACUGAGGGCUCCGGUCACCAACUUCUGUCUGGUUUCAUGUCCUUUUCCAUCUGGCAAUGGGAGUAAUAUUUUUGGUGGACACUGUUUUCUAUGUGAUAAUACGUAAGGAACUUCAAAGAAAGAAAAAGUGGAAUUUAGAAAUCUCUUUGGACUCUGGUCAUGAGAAGGCGGUAUCUUCCUACCUUUAAAAAGA